AAUUUCCCAGUCGAAUUCCCCACUUUUCGCCUUCUAUGCGUUCUGAUCUCCUGUCGAGUUCUUCACAAUUAUCUAUUCACAUUGCUAUCGACGCAUCUGCCAUCAUGGCUGAACAAACGCCUAUCACUCUUACGAUACGUGGCGCAGAGAGCUCUGAGCAAUCUACCUCGCAAUUGUUCUCCUCGUCAUCAAUGUCAAUGGGCGAGAAGAUGCGCAAAACAAUCGAAUUAUACCGCGAGAAAAUGUACACUUCCAACAAAAAAUUCAUCUAUGACAGGAUUGAAGAUAUUGAGGCCAUGAAUUUGCCAAGCGAAGAAGAAAAGCUGGUUGUCAUGGGCCGCUUCUGGUUCCUUCUAAAUGAAUGGCACAGACGUGAGGGAUGGAAUCCCCCUUGGAUGGCAAGCAAUGCAAAAAAAGACAUUGCCAGCAAGACCCAACUCGAGAGUGAGAGGGCAGUGAAGCGACUAGAGGAUGUGAAAACCCUACCUCAUCCAGUUAUGGAUGGGCUUCAUCCACCUGAACUGGACGAGACCCAGCGGCAGUUAUACAUUGAGACAUUCGAGACAGUUACCAAUGAGCUUGCAAAAACCAAGGAUGAGGCACAAUGGAUCAGGAUGCCAGAGGAGCUGAAAAGCUUUCUCAAAUACGCAAAUGGAUUGGAGGGUCCCAACUUCCGCUACGGGAAAGCAUAUGACUUUCAUAUGUAUGGUAGUGGUGGUUUGGAAAACAAGAGUAUUGAAGAGACACGCGACAUAUUUCUUGACUUGCACAAGCAUUCCCACGAAUGCUUGCAAGAGUUUUUCGAGCUCGAAUUCGAGGCGAAGGCUGCAUACAUCUGCGGAGAAACUUUCUGGCUUGAUUGCUGUUACUAUACUUUCUAUGCGUAUUGCCGACUUGAUGCCGGAUUCGCCAAGAGACAUAAAAGAGGGCAUGAUUGGGCUUGGAGGAUAGUGCUUACGAAUACGUCAUGCGAUGAAGAAGAUUUGGAAACAAAGGUUUUUGAUAGUCUUGAGGAGUUCAUAAUUUGGCAUGGAAGCUGGGAUGAGCGUAUGGACGUGGAAGAGAUGCGAGAGCAGAUGUUUGAGAACUCUAUGGGCAUAUUUCAACUAGAGAGUGGAUAUCCUGAUUUGGACUGAGAUGGAGGUAGCAUAUUAUCGAAGGGUGUGUUGAAUCCUUCCAAAAUAAACACGAAGCUCACAUUGGUGCCUUUGCUCGGAUUCAAAGUAUAAAAUAUCUGUUAGACAUUGAGGCAGCCAAACCAGAUCUGUGCAUCAGAGG
Molecule: messenger RNA, 1278 nt
Organism: Xylona heveae TC161
Lineage: Eukaryota; Fungi; Ascomycota; Xylonomycetes; Xylonales; Xylonaceae
Exons: 1
Coding region: 36-1136 (366 amino acids)
Source: RefSeq, a predicted model, not a curated record